Molecule: messenger RNA, 1638 nt
Organism: Lodderomyces orthopsilosis Co 90-125
Lineage: Eukaryota; Fungi; Ascomycota; Pichiomycetes; Serinales; Debaryomycetaceae
Exons: 1
Coding region: 1-1638 (545 amino acids)
Biological process (GO): regulation of transcription by RNA polymerase II
Cellular component (GO): Set3 complex
Molecular function (GO): transcription corepressor activity; protein binding
Source: RefSeq, a predicted model, not a curated record
AUGUCACUAACGAGUAGAGAAUUGAAUUACCUAAUAUGGCGAUAUUUUCAAGAAGCGGGUUAUGAUCUAUCCGCAUUCACAUUUGAUCGACAGUCACAAUGUCUGAAAUACGAACAUGCAGAAAAUGAAAAGAUAAUUGAAAAGAUUGAGCCUGGAUGUUUAGUAGAUUUGGUUCAGAAGGGGAUACUAUAUACUAUUGCUGAAUCAGAUGCCAAAGAUGAUAGUGAUUAUACUUUAUUAGGAGCACUUGUGCAACAAGAAAUCGCCAAUUUGAGUGAUUCUAAUUUUUCCAAGGCAAAGAACCAGAAGAGAUUUCAGCUAAAGUCGGAAGUUGAAAACGGUAAACAAGAGGGUGAUAUGGAUCUUGACAAUGGGCCAGAUCAUGCCGACUUCGAAACAAAGGAAAUAUCAACAGAGUUGAGUUUUUCAUCUAGUUUGUCUUGUGAUUGGCACCCUAUUAGCGAAGUUCUUGCCUAUGGUAAACCUAAUGGCAGCGCCAUCAUCAAUGCAAUAAAGGAAGGUAAAUUUGUUGAGUCAGUGGAAAUAAACCAUCCCGAUUUACUAAAUGUGAAGAAUGAGAUAAAUAUUGUAUCUUGGUCACCAUUGGGUAAUUUACUACUUACAGCAGGGGCAUUCAGUGAAAUACGAGCCUGGUCACCUGACGGAAAGCUCAAAAAUAUCGCAAACACAGUGUUCGAAGAUAUUAAUGCCGAAAGUGAGAUUAAACAAUCCCUCAUAACAAAUAUUUUAUGGAACAAGCUGGGUAAAUUUGUAAUUACCAUCGACAGCGCCAAUAACACAACAAUAUGGGAUGGUGUAACGUUGUCAUUGGUACGACAAAUUCAGACAGAGGAACUAGACGAUGCAACAACUGCUGCUGUACAAACUGCUUGUUGGCUAAGUGAGGAUAAAUUUGCUCUUACUACAGCCACCCAGGGAAUUAAAAUUUUUGACAUUGUACAACCUCAUGUUGGUGUUAAUAAUUUUGAGGUGAAAUCAAUCGGAAGUCUACCUGGACAUCAAAACCACAUUUCACUGAUGAAACUUAAUGAAUUUUCCAAGCUUUUAGUAACAUGUUCGGAUUAUGAUUAUGAGAUUAAAGUGUGGAGCAGCUCAUCAGCCCACACAUACUUGGACUUAAAUGUGAAGUCAGAGAAGAAUCAAGGAUUGAAGCUACAUGCCUCACCCAUUGUUGGAUUACAUUGGAUUCCCAGCACAGAAAAAAGUAUAUUGGCAUCACUCUCAAUGGAAGGUAUAUUAAACAUAUGGGAUGCAGAGUCUGGUGAGAAUCUCAAAAGUUCAGAGUUGUUUAAAAAUGCUGAAAAUUUCUCUCCUGAGCUACGCCAUCACGUAUCAAAAGAUGUGUUACUAUUUAACAGUGUCUUGUCACCAAAUGGAAAACUACUAGCGGUAGGUGAUGAUUUUGGAAAAAUAUCAGUAUGGGAUGUAAAUAUAGAGGGUCAUGGAAGUGAAGACAAAAGUUUUGUUAGAUGUGUUGCUAUUUACACACCAGAUAUACCUGAAGUUGAAAACAAAGACUCUACUAUAGGAUUAAGUGAUUUACAUUGGGAUCACGAUUCAAAAAAGCUAGCUGCGUCAUAUAUUGGAAUAGAAAGUGUAAUAGUUAGUAUUGUAUAA